Molecule: messenger RNA, 1047 nt
Organism: Pseudozyma flocculosa PF-1
Lineage: Eukaryota; Fungi; Basidiomycota; Ustilaginomycetes; Ustilaginales; Ustilaginaceae
Exons: 2
Coding region: 1-1047 (348 amino acids)
Biological process (GO): lipid metabolic process
Cellular component (GO): membrane
Molecular function (GO): oxidoreductase activity, acting on the CH-CH group of donors
Source: RefSeq, a predicted model, not a curated record
AUGACGGUCCAGGUCCUCGACGACUACUACCUCCUCAUCACCUUCCUCAUCACCCUCGGGUGGCAGGUGCUGGGUUUCGCCAUCGCCUACGGCCUCCAGACCGACACCAUCACCGACUUCUGGUCCGCCGUCAACGCCGUCAUCCUCGCCAUCUUCACCCUCACCGCCGGUGGCACCUACCAUGCGCGCAACGUCGUCGCCAGCGUCUUUGUCAUUGUCUGGGCGGCGCGCCUCGGCGGCUUCCAGCUGUUCCGCAUGAUCAAGAUGGGCGGCGAUGCGCGCUUCGACGAGAUGCGCUCCAAGCCCCUCAAGCUCGCCGGGUUCUGGACCUUCCAGCUCGUGUGGAUCUGGACCAUCACCAUGCCCGUCACGCUCCUCAACAGCCCCAACUCGUCGUCCCCCAUCAAGGGAGGCGGCAACGUCGGCUUCGGCAACGGCAAGGACGGCGUCGGCAUCGUCCUCUUCGCCCUCGGAUGGCUGUGCGAGGCGCUGGCCGACGUGCAAAAGUACCGCUUCAAGAGCGUCACGCGCCCGCCCCGCGGCGCCAUCACCGACGCCGGCCUGUGGAGGUACAGCCGCCGGCCCAACUACUUUGGCGAGAUCCUCGUCUGGUGGGGCGUCUACGUGCUCGCGCUCGGCAACACGGCCGCCGCCAACGACGGCGCACGCCGCGCGCUCUACGCCUCGGUCGUGUCGCCCCUCAUCACCAUGGCGCUCCUCCUGGGCCUCUCGGGCAUCCCGCUCGCAGAGAAGCCGUCGCAGCAAAAGUACUUCCUCAUGAGCCACGGCCCCGACGGCGGAAAGAGCCUCGAGCCGUUUGGACAGCAGAGGGAGAGCGACCCCUGGACCAGGAUGAAGGCCUACCGCGACAGGACCAGCCUCCUCGUCCCGCUCCCCAACGCCGUCUACCGCCGCAUCCCCAAGGCCAUCAAGUCGACGAUCCUCUGCGAUUUUCCCUUUUACAACUUCGACGAGGCCAAAGACGGUCCCGCCGCCAUCCGCGAGGCCGAAGACAAGAAGCGAAAGCAGAGCGACGACCGCGCCUAG